UCUAGAUGCUUCCCACCGUUUCAGACUCUAAACCCACCUUUUCGAUUCCUGCUCUCACCGCCUCCCUCCUCGCCUCACUCUUCUCUACACCAAGCCGCUCGAUUUAGGAAGGGCUUCACCAUUUCUCUUCAAUCGAGGUCUCUAUUUCUGGAUUUUCUUUUGCUUUCGCCUAUUCUCUCUCGCAUAUCUCCAUUUGCUUUGUUUCUGGCCGUCCUUUUUUCUCCGCUUUAGCUUCUGUUUUCUUCAUCGUGUUGCUUCGUUGUUCAAAACGCGGACCAUUUUUCGUAGUUGUUCUUCGAUUAGAGGUUACAGUUGUUAAUUUCUCUGCCUUUUGGUUCGAUUCCAAUAAUUUUUUGGGUUUUUGGUUCUUUGAAUCCGGGUUUUCCAAAAAUUUUGUGCCUAUCUUAGGUUCGCUUCGAACUUGGUUGCGACCGAUCUAAUCCGGCGUUUCCAGAUUCGGGAAACAGUCCCUUUCAGAUUUUUGGAUUUUCGAUUCUGAUUCUUGGAACUCUCUAUGCUAAAGGUUUGGAUUGAAUUAAUCAGGUGCCUCCACUUACAAGAAGGCAAAUAGGAAUUGAAUUGAAACAAUCAGGGGCCUCCGUUUGAUGCAGUAUAGACGGAGACGUACAAAAUCUCCGACCACCUCUGCAACAAAAGUUAAGAAUCUUGAGGCUUCUGAUGCAAGAUGGUGAACGCUGUUAAAGGACUGUUCAUCUCUUGUGACAUACCUAUGGCGCAAUUCAUCAUCAAUUACGACAAUUCACUGCCAGCUUCACAGAGGUUCAUAAUACAUGUCUUGGAUAGCACUCACCUUUUUGUGCAGCCCCAUGCUGCCGAGAUGAUAAGAAGCGCCAUUGCAGAAUUUAGAGACCAGAAUUCAUAUGAGAAGCCGACUUGAAUAAUUUGGAGACCAAAUGUUUGAAUCAUAUCAUGGCUUACAAGCUUUACUCCAGCACUUUGUCGACUGAAGCUCUUAGUUAAUAGGAAUCCCAGCUCCCUCUAAGAGAAAUUAUAUUACCUUGUAGUCGGCAGACAUGGAAGUUUGAAUGAUACCAUGCUUUGUAUUAAAUGUAGUGAACCGUGUUUCGAUUGCGAUAAUAAAAUUUUGGUUGAUCCUCUGUUUGCUGA
Messenger RNA from Malus domestica (apple), 1128 nucleotides. RefSeq names its product general transcription and DNA repair factor IIH subunit TFB5. Gene Ontology annotation, cellular component: transcription factor TFIIH holo complex; transcription factor TFIIH core complex. The record is from RefSeq and is a predicted model, not a curated record. Gene Ontology annotation, biological process: transcription by RNA polymerase II; nucleotide-excision repair; transcription initiation at RNA polymerase II promoter. NCBI's taxonomy places the organism in Eukaryota, Viridiplantae, Streptophyta, Magnoliopsida, Rosales, Rosaceae.